AUGGACCCACCACCCUCCUCAUCACCUACUCCUCCAACCAAAACCGCCUCCUCCAAGGACUACCACGGCCGCCUCCGUGCUACUGCCGUCAGUGACUCCUCCAUCUCCGCCAUUGAUUCCAUCUCCACCAUGUUUAAGAGGGACGAGCUCUUGGGCAUCAGCGACGCCCUUGCUUUAGGGACCAUCACAAGCGCUUAUUGUAGAGGAGCUGUUAGCACUUUACUUGCGUAUGACGUCACCAGCACGUGCGAAUUUGAGAACGUUGGAAGGUGGCUGAGGGAGUUGAGGUAUCACACUGACCCCAUCAUCGUGGCAAUGCUCCUUGGCGACAAGUCCGAUUUCCGCCACCUCGUGGCAAUCCCACCGGAGGACGGGAAGUCAUUCGCCGAGAAUGAGUCCCUCUAUUUCAUGGAGACUUCUGCAUUGGACGCGACCAAUGUGGAAGCAGCUUCUGUUGAGGUCCUGUCUCAGAUUUGUCCGAUUAUGAGGAAGAAAGCAGUCGAAGCGGGUGACAACCCAAGUGUUCAUUCAGUUCCCGCUCAGGGACAGACGAUCAAUGUCAAAGAAGACGGGCCUGUUUUUAAGAGGAUUGGAUACUGCUUUACCUUUGUGUAUUUUUUUUCUUAUGCAAGAUGUCAUCGGAUAUUUAGGGCACGCAUAACAAAAUUUCUGAAAUAG
Molecule: messenger RNA, 678 nt
Organism: Eucalyptus grandis
Lineage: Eukaryota; Viridiplantae; Streptophyta; Magnoliopsida; Myrtales; Myrtaceae
Product: ras-related protein Rab11D-like
Exons: 2
Coding region: 1-678 (225 amino acids)
Cellular component (GO): endosome
Molecular function (GO): GTP binding; GTPase activity
Source: RefSeq, a predicted model, not a curated record